GCUCGCAAGUUAAAAUCGACAAAGACUGCACGCUUAAGAACAUUCCAAGGAUGCGCUUCUGAAAAAACUCGAGAACAUUGUACAGCAAUAUGUAUAAAUAAAUGAUUGGUAGAUAAUCGAAGUCAAUCCAUACAUGAGCAAGUGGCAUAAACAAAUGGGAAAUGAGAAUUAGUAAUACAGUGAUUUAUUAAAUAGCGUUUUUCAAAAUACAUAAAUUCCGUUCAAAUAAAUAAAACUAUACUAAAAACUUUCUUACGAUAUUUAUAAAAUAUGACAGUGAAUUUGAUGAACCCGUAAAUCCGAUGCUGCUUCAACUUAAAACAUGUAAAAAUCUAAUCUAAACACUCUUAACCACUGACAGUAAGUGCUUAUAUAAGCUCCUUGAAGUGUGUUUUACUCUUUAGUGUCAUUCAGAAUGGAGGCUAAUAACAAUGCUUUGCUUUUAAGGAUAGCUCUCUUAAUUAGUUUGAUGACGUAUAGAGAAUGCGCGUCAAAUUACACAUUUUCUUCUGAUUUCCUGUUUGGUACUGCAACAUCCGCUUAUCAAGUUGAAGGAGCUUGGAAUGAAUCAGGAAAAGGUGAAAAUGUAUGGGAUUUCAUAACCCACAACACUCCCGAAUUCGUUUAUGACGAAAGUAAUGGAGAUAUUGCUUGUGACUCCUAUCACAAAUACGAAGAGGAUAUUAGUCUCCUAAAAGACAUAGGAGUAAACUUUUAUAGAUUCUCUGUAUCUUGGACCAGAAUAUAUCCAAAUGGUUAUCCGUACAAUCCGAAUGCAGAAGGAAUCGCAUACUACAACAAUCUUAUUGAUGGUCUUCUCGCCCAAAAUAUAACACCAAUGUUAACCAUUUACCACUGGGAUCUUCCUCAACGUCUUCAAGAAUUGGGUGGUUGGACAAAUUCAUACAUUGUAGAAUCGUUUACAGAAUAUGCAAGAACCCUUUUGGAGAAUUAUUCUGAUCGUGUUAAAUAUUGGAUCACAAUCAAUGAACCGUACUCAAUAUGCAAUGAAGGAUAUGGAGAAGUUGCAUAUGCUCCAGCUCUAGACAUGUCAGGCAGAGCGGAUUAUCUAUGCAUUCACAACCUACUCAAAUCUCAUGCUGCAGUGUAUCAUCUUUUUAAUAAUACCUACAGGGCCAGAAAUAACGCCACAAUGGGUAUCUCCUUGAGCGCUGCAUGGUAUGAACCCAGCAGCCCCGAAGAAGAAGAAGCUGCUGAAAGAACCAGACAGUUCAGGGUAGGUUUCUACGCAAAUCCAAUUUUUUCAACAGACGGUGAUUAUCCUCAAGUAAUAAAAGAGUACAUUGGUAAUCGAAGUUCUGCUCAAGGCUUCACUAAAUCUAGACUUCCCCAAUUCACUUCGGAUGAAAUUGACUAUAUUAGGGGAACGUCCGAUUUUUUUGGACUGAAUCAUUACACCACUAAAUUGGUGAGAAAUUCACCAGCAACUAACAAUACAGUUUCAUUUGAAAGCGAUCUGCAAACGGAGCAGUUUCUUAAUUCUAGUUGGCCAAUGGAUGCAGCUGGCAGGGACGCUAUUGUUCCAUGGGGUCUCCGAAAGCUUUUAACGUGGAUUAAAAACACAUUUAACAACCCUAUCAUUCAUAUUACAGAAAAUGGUACUCCAGAUAGUGGGGGGUUAGAAGAUAACAUUAGAGUGUCUUAUUAUGGGUCAUAUCUUGAAGCAGUUCUGGAAGCUAUCAAUGAAGAUAAUGUAGAUGUUCGAAGUUAUACUGCUUGGAGUCUAAUGGACAAUUAUGAAUGGAAAUACGGAUACGCCUACCGUUACGGAAUUCAUUCCGUCAAUUUUUCUGACCCAGAUCGUCCAAGAACACCAAAAUUAUCAGUCAGCUUUUACAAAGACCUCAUAGCUAACAGGACUGUUGGUGACUACCCUUCACUUUCGUAAAAAUAUGUAUUUGCUGUUUGAGAAUAUGUGUUCGUAUUUGUUAAAACAAAACUUAGGACUUCGAUCAUUUACAAAACUUAGGUACUAGAAAUCAUCUAUAGGUAUUCAAAAUUCAGCUCAGGAUGAAAAUGAUCAAUUUCCAUUAACAUACUCUGUCAUAAUACAGACUCUAAUCCUUUAGAGGGUACAAUAGAAAUUAGGAAAGGGAGAUUUUGAAUUAAAUAAUUGGGCAUCUAGCUUCGUCAACUACAUUCGUUGACAAAUAGGACACAAAAGUCUUGGAAUUCGAGGGAUUAUAUAUAAAAAAAAUUGGAUAUUCAAAACAGGAUUUUAUUAUUAGAAAUGAGUUUAGAUUUAUUCAGACCAUAAAAGCAUAGAUGAUCUUAGACUUUGAUAGUAAAAUGUAGUAACCAAAAUAAGAGUUCAGCCAGCGGAUAGCAGUACUUCCCACCUCUCCUUAAAAAAACGACAGGAUUGUUAAUCCAAGAAUGUUUAUAUUGUAUCCGUGCCGUGUAAGGAUUUCCACAAGAGUCCUAGCCCCUUUCCUUUUAUGCCACAGAAACCUGGAGCGAGACUUCGUGUCAGUCCUCUAAUAAUAAUAACAGUUUUGAUGUUGUUAAAUGGCCUCUUAGGAGAGGUAAAAUGGCAUUAUAAAACAAGAAAAUUAAGUUACUGUUUGUACCCAUGCUUAAAAUUCAUCGUAUGCAAGAAAAAUGUAGUUAAAAGUAAUUUAAAGUAGUAAUUUCAAGUAAUGUAACUCCAUAUUUAAAAAUAAAAUAAAAACACUUGGAGUUUACAAAUAAUUUAUUACAACCACUAUAAUUAUUUCGACACUCUGUGCCUUCUUCAGGUGGUGAAGAUAUCAUAUCUAUCUUCAUUUGUAAACUCGAAGUGUUUUUAUUUUAUUUGUAGUUAAAAGUACCUACAUGCAAAUGCAAUUCUCGCCCUAAUAAAAAAUUACUACUAUGCAAGGCCGUAUUCAAUCAGCUGGUAAUUAGCAACUUCAAUGCUGUAUUUCUAUUAUAAUUUUUGGUCAUGUGUUGUUAUUUAUUAGAUUUGAUAAAGUGUGGUUCAAGAUGUUUAUGCUGCCUGUAAUAGUUUGUUCUUUAAUAUUUACACCUUGUAUUCAGUUAAUCGAUAUGUACUUCAAUAAACUAAUUCACCAAUUAAA
Agrilus planipennis (emerald ash borer) is the source of this 3080-nucleotide messenger RNA. Its product is annotated as myrosinase 1-like. The record is from RefSeq and is a predicted model, not a curated record. Gene Ontology annotation, biological process: carbohydrate metabolic process. The coding region runs from base 416 to 1909 and encodes 497 amino acids. Gene Ontology annotation, molecular function: beta-glucosidase activity. Lineage: Eukaryota; Metazoa; Arthropoda; Insecta; Coleoptera; Buprestidae. The transcript has 8 exons.